AUGCUUAAUAUUCAAUCAAUUAUUUGUGUUCAUAUUAUUGGAUGGUCGCUUGUUUGUGGAGGUUCAUCUGAUUCAUUUAAAAAAUCAUUCACUCCUCCAAUUUAUGAUCCUUGCUAUGACGAUAGUCGUCCCCAUCGAUGUCUACCGGACUUUGUGAAUGCCGCGUUCGGUCAACCUAUCGUCGCAUCCUCAACAUGUGGUCGGUAUGGGCCAGUUCGUGUUUGCGAAGACGCCAAUUUUAGCGAGUCUCCAGCAUGUUAUUUAUGCGAUGAUUCAAGCCCUAAAUACAGCUUCCCAGCAAGUUAUUUAACAGAUAUAAAUAACUCAAAUAAUUUAACUUGUUGGCGUUCAGAACCAUCUCCAGCACCAUCUUCUAUUAAUUCACCGCCUGAUAAUGUGACAUUGACAUUGUCUUUGGGCAAAAAAUACGAUCUAACUUAUGUGAGUUUGGUAUUCUGCCCACGUUCAACGAAGCCCGAUUCAUUGGCCAUUUAUAAAAGCAAUGACUAUGGAAAAACGUGGCAACCAUUUCAGUAUUUCAGUAGUCAAUGCAGACGCUUUUAUGGCCGUCCAAAUCGUGCGACAAUAUCAAAAAAUAAUGAACAGGAGGUUCUUUGCACAGAUUCUCAUCAGUACAAUAAAGACACAACAACGCUUCAGGGAUCGCGAAUUGCUUUUAAUACUUUAGAGGGGCGACCAUCAGCAGCUGAUUUAGACUCGUCUCCUAUUCUACAAGAUUGGGUAACAGCUACAGACAUUCGAGUAAUUUUUCAUCGUUCACAACUUCCAUCACAAGAUUCAAACAACAACAAUGAAGCUUUAACGGAAGCUCCCAAACCUCCAGUUUUGAUUAAAUACAAAGACGAAUCGUACGAUGAGAAUGAAAUCGAGAUGAUGCCAUCGACAACAAUAACAUCAUUUAAUGAUCGACAAAUGAUGCAACAUUAUGCGCUUUCAGACUUUUCUGUUGGAGGUCGAUGCAAAUGCAAUGGACACGCGUCACGCUGCAUCCGUGGAGUCGAUGGAAAGUUAGAGUGCGAAUGUAAACACAACACAGCUGGUCGCGAUUGUGAAAAGUGUAAAUUAUUUUAUUUCGAUAGACCGUGGGCACGCGGCACAUCAAGGGACGCACAUGAAUGUAAAGGUGAGUAA
Clunio marinus is the source of this 1152-nucleotide messenger RNA. NCBI's taxonomy places the organism in Eukaryota, Metazoa, Arthropoda, Insecta, Diptera, Chironomidae. The record is from the annotation of a GenBank genome assembly.